Molecule: messenger RNA, 1572 nt
Organism: Eutrema salsugineum
Lineage: Eukaryota; Viridiplantae; Streptophyta; Magnoliopsida; Brassicales; Brassicaceae
Product: protein NDL1
Exons: 10
Coding region: 236-1273 (345 amino acids)
Source: RefSeq, a predicted model, not a curated record
GAGUAAACGAAGAAAGAAAAAAACAAAAAGAAAAACAAAAAAUCGGUUCUUUUUCCAGAGAGGUCUUUGGAGAGAGGAGAGAGAAAGAGAAGGAAUCGCUUUGUAUAUAAGCUAAGAAAAGCCAAAACAUCUAGAGGUAGGGAGAGGAAGGAGAGAAAGAAAAGAGCUUCUGUUUUUAUCCGGCGGUGAUAAGACGACGACAGCGACGGCGGAAACGGAGGAGCUUUUGUUGCCAAUGGCGGAGUCAAACGGCUCCGUUUCCGUCGACGUUGGAACGAUCUAUCUUGGUGGCAAGGAGCAUCGUGUUAAAACUGCGUGUGGUGUUGUGUCUGUCAUUGUCUAUGGAGACCGAGAAAAGCCAGCAUUGAUUACUUAUCCCGAUCUGGCCCUUAACCAUAUGUCAUGCUUCCAAGGAUUAUUCUUUUGCCCUGAAGCAGCUUCCUUGCUGCUACAUAACUUCUGCAUUUAUCAUAUCAGUCCACCUGGGCAUGAGUUAGGAGCUGCUCCGAUUUGUCCUAAUGAUUCAGUCCUUUCUGCUGAAGAUUUGGCGGAUCAAAUCCUUGAAGUUCUCAACUUUUUCGGCCUCGGUGCUGUGAUGUGUAUGGGAGUGACUGCUGGUGCUUACAUUCUCACAUUAUUCGCGAUGAAACAUAGAGACAGGGUUCUCGGUUUGAUUCUUGUCUCGCCGCUAUGCAAGGCGCCGUCUUGGUCUGAAUGGUUUUACAACAAGGUCAUCUCAAACUUGUUGUAUUUCUACGGAAUGUGUGGAGUGGUAAAAGAAUUUUUGCUUCAGAGAUAUUUUAGUAAGGAAGUCCGUGGUAACGUCGAGAUCCCAGAGUCAGAUAUAGCACAAGCUUGCAGAAGACUGCUUGAUGAGAGGCAAAGCAUAAACGUUAUGCGGUUUCUUGAUGCUAUUGAUCGGAGACCUGACAUCUCUAGUGGAUUGAAGAAACUAAAAUGCAGGACGCUUAUCUUCAUCGGAGAUCAGUCACCUUUCUACUCAGAAGCUGUUCAUAUGGCAGCAAAUAUGGAUAGAGGAUACUGUGCUUUGGUUGAGGUUCAGGCUUGUGGUUCAAUGGUAACAGAGGAGCAAGCACAUGCAAUGUUGAUCCCAAUGGAAUAUUUCUUGAUGGGUUAUGGAUUAUACAGACCAUCUUGUUUCACAGAGAGCCCUAGAAGUCCACUUAGCCCUUCUUGCAUUUCACCUGAGCUUCUCUCUCCUGAGAGCAUGGGAUUAAAGCUUAAGCCUAUCAAAACCCGAGUCUCGGCUUAAGUGUACGUGCACCCUACUGGUUCAUUGGUUCUAGUUUUGCUGAGGAGAAAAUCUUAGGGCUUUUGUAGAUAUAGAACACUUAGCGAUUUGAGAAGAAGAAGAAAAAUUCAACCCACGCCUUUGAUAACACAUUCUUUUGUAGUCAGCCAUCACGACAGUCCUCUUGUUCAGAAGCCACAAAUGUUGUUUAUUAUUUCAUUUUUUUUAUAUAUGUGUAAAAAGAUUUGUUGUUGUGACAUUGUAACAUUUGUUUUGUGAUGGGACUUCUACAGAUUUAAAUAAAUCAAGUUCAAUAAUAA